This is a messenger RNA of Aspergillus eucalypticola CBS 122712, 1071 nucleotides long. RefSeq names its product amidohydrolase family protein. Lineage: Eukaryota; Fungi; Ascomycota; Eurotiomycetes; Eurotiales; Aspergillaceae. Gene Ontology annotation, molecular function: hydrolase activity; carboxy-lyase activity. Gene Ontology annotation, cellular component: cytoplasm; cytosol. The coding region runs from base 1 to 1071 and encodes 356 amino acids. The transcript has a single exon. The record is from RefSeq and is a predicted model, not a curated record. Gene Ontology annotation, biological process: secondary metabolic process.
AUGGCUAUGAAUCGUGAGACCACCCAAAGCAUUCCGGUUGUUCGGCGGACCGGAAAGAUUGCCCUGGAGGAAGCUGUGGGAAGUCCUCUGUUCGCCGCACAUCAGAAUUAUCCACCUCGUCCGGUAAUCAAAGAUCUGGAUGGACUGCCGUUUAGUACCGAAUUCCUUGCAGAUGUCGAGAGCAGAUUAGAUGAUGUCGAGCUUCGGCUCAAGUCCAUGGACCAAAGCGGCGUGCAGUACGCCAUUCUUAGUCUGACAUCACCUGGGAUUGAAGGAGUCAGUGAUACGGAAACAGCCAUCUACUUUGCUCGCGAGACCAACAACGCAAUCUAUAAUAAAUACGUGCGACCUUAUCCGGACCGCUUUGGUUUUUUUGCGUGCGUUGCAAUGCAUGAUCCAGGGGAAGCUGCCAAAGAGCUUCAAAGAGCUGUGUCACAAUUAGGCGCUAAAGGCGCUCUGAUCAAUGGUUUUACCAACUUGGACGACCGCGACGACAAACUACGGUAUCUUGAUGCGCCAGAGUGCGAACCGUUCUGGAAAAUGCUUCAUCAACUUCAAGUUCCACUUUAUAUCCAUCCACGAUUGCCUCCAAUUCAUCAGCAAGUUCUGUACAGCCAAUAUCCCAAUCUUGUCUCCGCAUCUUAUGGCUUUGGUGUGGAGUGCGCAGGCCAUGCUCUGAGAAUCAUGUGCUCUGGAAUCCUUGACAAGUAUCCUGUAACGAUUAUACUGGGUCACUGUGCCGAAGCACUUCCCUUCAUUAUUCAUCGAGCGAAUCAGCGAAUGAAAAUCGGCACUCCAGGUGGUAAUGGUGCACAUAAACAUUCUUUGAUGUACUACUUCCAGAAUCAUUUCUAUGCCACAUUGGCCGGUGUUCGUCGCUACAGCACAAUGAAAAACACAAUCGAAGAGCUUGGCGAAUCACGAGUGAUGUUCAGCGUGGAUUAUCCUUAUGAGAGCAAUGAGGAUGCAGCAGAUUGGUUCGAUGGACUUGAACUCAAUGAAAGCACCCGAAUGGCUAUUGCUGCUGGAAACGCCACACGGCUCUUUGGCUUGCCUGCCAUGGCCGACUGA